AUGGAGGUUCCCUAUCUCCCAAACGCGACGGUGGAGGAACGUGUCAAAGUUUUCAGUAGAACACUCUUCUCUCCUCCUCCUCAGCUCUAUGAUAGCGACCUGUCGCGCGACUGCAUCAAGUUCUUUGGUGCGCAACUCAACUCGAACGAACCCGUAGAGGAUAUGCAGCCAGAAGCAGUUGUAUAUACCUACAAAAACUCGACGAGGAAGCCCCUCAUCGUCACAGCCAUUGCUGACGGGCAUUCGGGUCCAUAUACGUCUGCAAAGCUCUCUGGCAACUUGGGGCUUUUGACCGUGUUGACACUGGCACGAGAGCAAGGAUUCAAGGUUGACGUACCAAAGGUUGACAUCACCGAGGCGAACAUCGAACUUCCGAGCGCAUUCAAACUGCACAAGGAGAAGACAGCCGGCUUGCUGCAAAAGGCUUGGGAAGCAUACGAUGCGUACCUCGUAUUCCAUGAGCCCAAACAAGCCGCAAAGACCAUGAGCGUUGACCCCCAAGCCAGCCAGUCGGACCAACAGGCACUGGUGCUGCCCGGAUAUUCGGGUGCCUGUGCGCUUGCUGCCUUUGUCGACACUGAGGAAAAAGAGAUGUGGGUCGCUUGUACCGGGGAUUGUCGUGCAGUUGCUGGGUACUGGGAUGAAAAGGGUGACGGCACUGGGACUUGGCGCGUUGACGUGCUCAGUGAAGAUCAGACUGCUGAGAGUCCAAAAGAGGUUGCACGUAUCAUUCGGGAGCAUCCUAAAGACAAUGCAGGAAACGUGAUCCGAAACGGUCGAAUCCUGGGAUCAUUACAACCAUCUCGUUCCUUUGGUGACCUUCGUUACAAAUGGCCAGCACAGAUGCAACAGGAGCUGUUGCCCAAACUCCUUCCUCCAAACGUUCCUGUUCGACCACCACCGGCCAACCUCCUCACACCACCGUACGUGACAGCGAGACCAGAGGUUCAGUACCGCAAGUUUACUCUACCUUCUUCUGCACCUUCUUCCAACUCGCCUCGCUCGACGCUUCGCUUCCUCAUUCUUGCGACAGAUGGUCUAUGGGACGAGCUUUCGAACACGGAUGCCGUCGCAUUGGUUGCAGGGCAUCAAUCUGGAUACAGAGGGUCGAUACCUCGAGGAGAACUCACGAAGAGGAUACCGACCACGGAGGAUAUCUCGAACAAGACGUCGGAUCCUCUACCACACGCAGCAAAAUCCAACAAGGGAUCGUAUGAUUGGUCUUUCAGAGACGAACACGUUGGAAUGCACCUCAUCCGCAAUGCCAUUGGAGGUCAGGAUGACCAAAAGAUUCAACAGCUCUUGUCCAUCCCGCCUCCAUACUCCCGGAGAUUCAGGGACGAUAUCAGUGUCGCGAUCAUCACGUUUGAUAAAGAUGAUAUGCCAGUACAAGAAGUUACUCGAUCAAAACUCUAG
Messenger RNA from Serendipita indica DSM 11827, 1416 nucleotides. The record is from the annotation of a GenBank genome assembly. Lineage: Eukaryota; Fungi; Basidiomycota; Agaricomycetes; Sebacinales; Serendipitaceae.